AUGUCUCAAGAGGUCGGGCCUGUUCUAAUCACGAGAAAUAUGAAGAAGUCAAAGAAAAAGUUAUUAAAUUACACUGAACUUCGUAAACAACAUUUACUUGAAGAUAAUGAAAAAGAAGAGAAAAUUCUUAAACAAUUAACAAAAAAAUUAAAAAUGAAUCGUAAUUCUACAAAAAAUAAACAGAAAACCAAAGAACAAACUCCUCUCUGGUUAACACAAUGUGGAUUUGAUUAUAUAUUGAAUUUUGAGAAACAGAUUAAUGUGGAGGAGAAUACGAGUAGUAGUAAUGAUACUACUCUAUGUACUACUGUUGGAGUAACUUCAAAGAAAAAAAGAAAAUCACUUGAUUUAUAUGGUCAAAAUACAAAUGACAAUGAUAGAUCAAUCGUUGAUUCUGAUCAUCAACAUACAGUGUUGAAUGAAUCGAUGCAAUGCACAGAUCCGUCUGGCACAACUUUCGAUCAAGUCGAAGAAGAUGAAGUUGAUAUUUCAAUGACAUCUAAUCAUAAUAAUAAUGAUACUGGUGAUGAUUCGAAUGCAGAUCUCUACAAAUCUAUACGUAAUUCAUUAAAUCGUUUAUCGGAAUCACAAAUGUCAAAAAUUAUCACAGAACUAUGUGAUUUAUUCUCGAAAUAUCCACGUGCCGCGGUUCGAUCGUGUAUUAUUGAAGAAUCGUGCAAUUUAAUCGAAUGUACUCAAGUAAAUCGUAAUUCUAAACUUGGAUGGUUACAUCAAGAAUUAGCUGUCUGUAUAACAUGUGUUCAAAUUACAUUGCAUAGUUUAUUUCAAUCAGCACCUUUGAUUGGUUAUUUGGUGGAAUCGAUUGUAUUUCGACUUUUUCCUGACAAGAAUAAAUCAGUAUCAUUAGCAUCAAAUGAAAUUUGUUCUUAUUCAAUUUUUCUUGCCUAUUUGUAUCGUUUUGGGGUAGUUUCAGGUACUCUCAUUUUAGAUAUUUUGAAAGCGUAUCUACAGGACUGUGAUCUAGGAAAAUUGAAAGCUGCUCAUUUCAUUUCAAUCGCGGUAGGUGUUAAUCUACGCAAAUUCAAUUUGACUAUAUGUCAAGAAAUUAUUCAACAAGCAAAUGAUCAACUUCAAAAGUAUAAAAUGCAAAACUCUUCUGAACUAGCAUUUGAGUUGGAAGGGUUAAUUCAACGUCUUUCAGAGAAACGUUCUGUCGAGGAGUGUGUUACACGAUCAGUUCAUUUACAUAAACUUAUGAGGAUAUGGACUAAAGGAUUAUCUGUUACUGAUGAAAUGUGUUUAACUGUUGGAUUACACGAUCUACUAAAUGCUACAUCUACUGGUCGUUGGUGGUUAAUUGGUUCAGCAGUAAAUCGCCCCGUAGAUCUUAUGUCAUCUGUCAAAUCUAAAAAUGAUGUGAAAUCAACACAUCCUGAAAUGGUAGCUGUUGCCGAAAAACUUGGUCUACGUACAGUGUCACGUCAGCUGACAUUUAGUAUUUUAGUUUCUACCGCUGGUGGUCCAGAUGCUACAGCUUCAGCUUUGCUUAAAGCUUGUCAUACUUCGGCUAAUUCACCAGGUGUACAACUUGGAGCAGGUGGUGUAGCUGCGCGAGAAAGAGAAAUGAUUCAUAUUGUAUUGCAUUGUGUUAUGUCGGAAAUGCCUUUCAAUCGUUUCUAUCCACGUGUAUUAGGCGGUAUUCUAAAUUGUCAUCGACGAUUUUUAGUACGUAAAAAGAUAAAUUGA
Schistosoma turkestanicum is the source of this 1707-nucleotide messenger RNA. NCBI's taxonomy places the organism in Eukaryota, Metazoa, Platyhelminthes, Trematoda, Strigeidida, Schistosomatidae. The record is from the annotation of a GenBank genome assembly.